Messenger RNA from Arctia plantaginis, 279 nucleotides. The record is from the annotation of a GenBank genome assembly. NCBI's taxonomy places the organism in Eukaryota, Metazoa, Arthropoda, Insecta, Lepidoptera, Erebidae.
AUGUUUUUCGCUUGCGGGUAUUUGCGCACUAGCGCGAAUGUAUGCGUGUCCGCAUGGGUAUGGCACAUAGCGUGGUCCUGUGCAAGAGCCGGUGGGCGCGAUAAGGAGGCCUUAUCCGCUGACCCGGUUACACUCAAUUAUGGUGUCAAUGAAGUUCCCUUAUCAAGGACUAGUACACUCACAUCAAGUACAUGGUACCUAGACGUCGCUGCUGUCGGAGGGGGCGCGAGGCGGUGCGGUACGGGGGGCGAGACGCCUGACCCGGAUCGCGUAGGGUGA